CACAUGUGUUCGUUUAUUUAAGGUUAUGUCGAUGUUUUGAUUUCUGGAAAUCAGUCUUGUAUUUUAACCGGUUAUAUUUAGUUUCAAUUUAUGACGACAUCAGAUUUCUGAUACGCAGGUCAAAUGUCGCUAAAUUGACACGCAAUACGACAGAAGCUCGUUUGUUUUUAUGUGACCUCGCUCCAAAGUAAAUCAUUCACGACAGCUUCAUUUUUUGUGUUGUAUUGGUCUAUUAAUGAGUGCAUUGCGCUGCGAGCGUAGAUAUAAAACGUUGACCGGUAGCUUCUUUGACUUGGCCGAUGUUUAGCGUCGGUCUUCGUCGUAGUUUAGGACAAUUAGUGAUUAAAAGGUUUCCCACCAGGAUGUUUUCCAAGAAACAGUGUUAUGAGGACGCUGUGCAAAAGCUGAACUCUCUCCAGUCAAAUAGAGCAAUUUUGGAACAAAUAAGAAGAAAUAUUAAAACUGGACAAAGAUGCACAAAUUUAGAAGAUAUGAAGAACUACCUCAGGAGGACUGGUGUGUCUCUGUCAAAGUUGGAUGAACUGUCUGUGAUACAUGUAGCAGGGACUAAAGGUAAGGGUUCGACGUGCGCGAUGUGUGAAUCUAUUCUGCGCCACCAUGGGUUCCGUACAGGUUUCUACUCAUCGCCGCACCUGGUCGCGGUCCGCGAGAGGGUGCGACUCGACGGCCGGGUCGUCAGCGAGGAGAAGUUUGCUGAACACUUUCACAGGGUUUAUGAUAUGUUGGAUGCCACGAAGGCUUACGAAGGAGACAUGCCCGGUUAUUUCGCUUUCUUAACCGUAAUGGCCGUCAACACGUUCCUCUGGGAGAAAGUUGAUGUGGCCAUAAUAGAAGUAGGCAUCGGAGGCAUUGUGGACUACACAAAUAUACUUAGAAAGGUGCCAGUGGUUGGUAUAACGGCGCUAGGCAUUGACCACACGGCCCUGCUCGGGGACACGUUGCCGCAGAUAGCGGCGGCAAAGGCCGGCAUCAUGAAGCCUGGCUGUGUCGCGUACACGGUCAGCCAGCCGCCGGAAGCCAUGGACGUGCUGCGGCAGGUCGCCAGUGAUACUAAGUGUCCACUAUACGUGGCGCCCGAUUACGAUGCGUACAAAUUUCCGAACGGUUUCAAAGACCAUCUCCAAGUGAAUAUCCCAGCAUACCAGGCCAACGCAUCGCUCGCCAUACAAUUGGCCAAUGCGUGGAUGCGACACAAACGACAGAUCAAUUCAUAUUUAAAUAAAAAGAAAAUAAAACCUAAUAGUAAUAAAACGUUGUUAAUAGAACAAAAUAAAGGUGUUGCCAGUAAUGGGUUGGUACUGAAUGUGCCAUUUGCCGCAGCAGCAGGACUUCAGGAUUGCAGGUGGGCGGGUCGAUACCAAACGGUAGAAGCGCAUUAUGCUAUGUUCCACUUAGACGGAGCGCACACCAAAGAAUCCAUGGAAAUCUGUUCAGCUUGGUUCCAAGAGUGUGUUAGUUACGACGAUAAAGUGCUAAUAUUUAGCUCGACGGGUGAUCGAAACUCCGAUAUGUUACUACGACCGUUGAGAGGGAUCAACUUCAAGCGAGUUUACUUCGUCAUACCAACAGCUUACAAGGUGACAAGUAAGAACGAUGACAAUUACUCGUUGGCCACUCAGAGCGAACAGCUGGCGAGGUGUCACGCGAACGCCAAGAUUUGGAAACAGUACAACAGCAGCUCACAGGUAACCGUCUUCGAAUGCGUCGCUGACGCGUUGGCGAGUAUCAAGAAGGAUAACGACGGAUUGUUCAAAUCGUCUGUACUGAUUACAGGCUCUCUGCAUUUGGUAGGUGCUGCGCUGUCCAUAUUAGAUCCCAGUUUGAGUACUAUGUCGACUCCUAUAAUUAGUAGGUCCGAUGUAAAAUUGUCUAUUGGUGGGAUUUAGUUAAGGCUUUUUACUACACUUUUGUUGGAUUCGUUUUAAGUUCAAAUUAAGAUAAAGUAAUUAUAUUUAAAUAUUGAAUUUGCUACUAAGAGGUGUUAUUUUUUUUUUGUAUUUUUUUUUUAUAUAGAUAGUUUUUUUUUUUAUAUAUUUUUAUGACAUUGAAUCAUCGGAAAAAAAAGUUAAAAUAUUCCAAUUUAUAUUCUUUUUUUAAAAAUGACAGUAUUAAAAGAUUACUUGAGUAUAAUCCAGUGGCAAUUGUAUUGUGCAAACAUUAACACCGUAGCCUUUCGAUUGUCCUAAGAUAUUAUUAGUGGAAUGAAUUGGACAUACAUCUAUUAUAAUAUGGUUACUUAACAAGAACAUAUAGAAAUUGUUAUGUGAAUAUUAAUAAGUAUCGAGACAUUACCUACCAAGCCCACAGUACCAACUCCUUCCGUUAGACCGCAUUCAAAGUCGGGCGGUUCGAAUUAUUGAUAGUCAACGCCUUACUGUCCGACUCGACCCACUGAAACUGCGCAGAGAUGUUGCAACUCUGUGCAUCUUCUACCGAAUUUAUCAUGGGGAGUGUUCUGAGGAAUUGUUCGGAUUCAUACCUGCUGCUGAAUUUCAUCACCGUACAACCCACCGCAAACUAAAGUUUCAUCCCAACCAUCUGGACGAGUGGCGAUCCUCCAACCGUGCGUUUUUCAAGGUACUUUCUUCCACGCACAGCCAUUCUUUGGAAUCAACUUCCAGCAGCAGUAUUUCCGAACCGAUACGACAACGUAACCUUCAAGAAAAGAGUAUAUUCCUUUUUAAAAUGCCGGCAGCACACCUGCGUUGCCUUUGGUGUUGUGGGUGAUCAUGGGCGGCGGUAGUUACUUACUAUCAGGUGAGCCGCGUGCUCGUAUGACCCUUGUUUUAUAAAAAAAAAAUUCUCUUUAGAGAAAAAAACGUUUUACGUUAAUUAAACACCGGGUUCGAUUUCCAGUCAGACCAAUUUAGAAAAAGAACUUUUCUUAAUUUGUUCAAGUCUAGGCGCUCUGGGUUGCGGGUUCUUGGUUCUUUAUAACAUACCCUGAUCCUAACUUCACAACUAGGCCAAUAGUGAUUGUUGGCACUUUAAAAAAAAUGCCAGUAACUAAAUAAGUAGUCUUAAAGUUGAUGUAAAAUAAUAUAGUUCCUAUGUGAUAUAUA
This is a messenger RNA of Galleria mellonella (greater wax moth), 3083 nucleotides long. RefSeq names its product folylpolyglutamate synthase, mitochondrial-like. The coding region runs from base 300 to 1907 and encodes 535 amino acids. Lineage: Eukaryota; Metazoa; Arthropoda; Insecta; Lepidoptera; Pyralidae. Gene Ontology annotation, biological process: tetrahydrofolylpolyglutamate biosynthetic process. Gene Ontology annotation, molecular function: ATP binding; tetrahydrofolylpolyglutamate synthase activity. The transcript has 10 exons. The record is from RefSeq and is a predicted model, not a curated record. Gene Ontology annotation, cellular component: cytoplasm; cytosol; mitochondrion.